CACGUGGCACCUCUUGACGCCAAUAUAUAAAUCUUCUCUCUAGGGUUUUGUCCACUGAAACCAACGAGCCCUUUAUAACCGUUGUGCUACUUUUCCUCUCUCACCAGCCAAACAAGCACGAACUGAGCAGAGUAGAAAAAGCUGAAAGAACUACACGAUGUCUUUGGUGGCGAACGAGGACUUUCAACACAUUCUUCGUGUAUUGAACACGAACGUGGAUGGCAAACAGAAGAUAAUGUUCGCCCUCACUUCCAUUAAAGGUAUCGGUCGCCGUUUCGCCAACGUUGUCUGCAAGAAAGCCGAUGUCGACAUGAACAAAAGAGCCGGUGAGCUAUCUGCUUCAGAGCUUGACAGCCUGAUGACCAUUGUGGCAAAUCCUCGUCAGUUUAAGAUCCCAGACUGGUUUCUGAACAGGCAAAAGGAUUACAAGGAUGGUAGGUACUCUCAGGUUGUCUCUAAUGCACUGGACAUGAAGCUUAGGGAUGAUCUUGAGCGAUUGAAAAAGAUCAGAAACCACCGUGGUCUUCGACACUAUUGGGGUCUUCGAGUUAGAGGACAGCACACCAAGACAACUGGACGCAGGGGAAAAACUGUUGGUGUCUCAAAAAAGCGUUGAGUUUUGUUUUGUCUUUCAUGGGAUAUUGUGUUCUGGUAGCAAGGUUUGUUGAUCGAUUAUGUUUACUUUGUUAUUUUUCCUUGAGCUCAGGCUUAGAAUGUCCCCUAGAAGGAACUGUUUUGAUGGAUCUAUUUAGUUAAUUUAAUUUAAUUUUUUAAUCUUCCA
Molecule: messenger RNA, 781 nt
Organism: Mangifera indica (mango)
Lineage: Eukaryota; Viridiplantae; Streptophyta; Magnoliopsida; Sapindales; Anacardiaceae
Product: 40S ribosomal protein S18-like
Exons: 4
Coding region: 158-616 (152 amino acids)
Biological process (GO): translation
Cellular component (GO): ribosome; small ribosomal subunit; cytosol
Molecular function (GO): RNA binding; structural constituent of ribosome
Source: RefSeq, a predicted model, not a curated record